UUUCAACAAGUUUCAGCCAAAAUUUCUAAAGUUAGCAGUGACAGAUCGUCAUGACUUAGAUUGUUGUUAUCUUUUUAUUUCUGAAAUAUUUGAAUGUCUCGUUCGUUAUUAUUUGCGUGACAAUGUACACCAUAUUUUGUUUUGAUUUGAAGCGGAGUUAAAUAUAUGUUCUUAUAUAAACUUUGUCGUUGAAAGCAUGAACUGCAAAGAAUAAAAGUUGACUAAUAGCAAUGUGGUAAUGAAGAUAGAAAGCCACAAGUUCGUUCUACCAUUAUAUUUUUAUCUGAUUGAGUGUGUAAAGAAAAAUGAGUAAAGUAGAUAUUAAAAUUGUUCUCCUGGGAAGGGAAUUUUCUGGUAAAACUAGUCUUGUGGAGCGGUUUGUAUAUAACCAGUUUGCAGGUGAAAAUUUGUAUCAGAAUACCAUAGGAGCUGCUUUUGGUGCUAAGAAAAUAGAAAUUAAUGGCCAAGUUCUAACUGUAGGCUUAUGGGAUACAGCUGGAAGUGAAAGAUAUGAGUCAAUUGGCAAGAUAUAUUACCGAAAUUCAAAUGCUGCUAUUGUUUGCUUUGAUUUAACUGAUGUUAUCAGUUUUGAAAGAGCUAAAUUUUGGGUUUCUGAGUUGCUUAAAUCGGAAGAGAAAUGCCGUUUAUAUUUAUGUGGAACCAAGAAAGAUUUAAUUAAUAAAAAUAGGAAAAGAGCUGUAGAUUACUACAAUGUAACUGAUUAUGCUGAUGAAGUGAAUGCUGAGGUAUUUGAAACAUCUAGCAAAACUGGCGAAGGAGUUGAAGAACUUUUUCUUAAAAUUGGGGAAAAUUUUCUUAAAGAGAAAGUUGUGGAUACUAAUGAAAGUAGGAAUGGCUUUGGCGUAUUUAGUAUGGAAGUAGAGAAGAAAAAGGAAUGUUGUUUCUAAUUGUUAAAUAUGUAUUGUUUUAACAGUUUGUAGCAUAUAUGAUAAGAAUGUAUUUGUGAAUGUAAAAUUAUUUAAAUAUUUUUUUGUUUUUUGAAACCAUUCUAUGAUGUAAAUUUUUUCUACAAAAAAAAUUAACAUGGCUUUGCUGACAGCUGUUUAGUUGAUACAAAAUAAAGCAUUUUUAGUAUUUAUGAUAUAUUUGAUAUAAUGAAGCAAUUAAUUCAUAAAAUAUAAAAUUUUCAUGAAUUAGUGGUAUAAAUAUAAGCAACACUAUUUUAUUUGCGACAGCUUGUUAACUGAAGUAAAAAAAAAAAGAAAAAAAGUUAAAAUGAAAGGUUGGAAGAUAUUUAUCUGAGAUUUUGAAAUUUUAGAUUUAUGGUAUCGAUUAAAAUAUGUAGAUUCGACAUAUAUUUUAGAAUAAACUGGUUUUUGUAGAGAGUUUCUUAUUGAUAACUUUUGUUUCUUUCGUUGUCUUUGUAAGUUUUAUUUCUGUAUAUGUAUCGUUCAUGUUUAAAUUAAUAUGUAUGUUUUAUUUAGUAUUUAAUAAUAUGGUAUGACAGAAAAAUAGCAUUUGUAUUUUAUUCGACUAUUUCACUUGCAUUUUUGCAAUUUUUAUUUGAUUAUUUCUCGUAGUGCUUUCUGUGUCUUAACUUGUCAUUUUUUAUUAAUUCAGUUUUAUUUCUGUCAUAUCAUAAUUAUAAUUACUGAUUUUAUUCAUCUUUUGCUUGUAUUUCAUUCCAAGUUUACUUAAAUUUAUGUAUUUUGCUAAUGCAGCCAUUUAGUGAAACAUUUAAUUCUACAGAGUGCUAAUGAUAUACAAAUUGUUAGAGAAAUAAAAUAAUUUACAAGUGCCUUUAAAUAUCAUUGUAUAGCACUUAGAUCACAACUGGGAAAUUUUUUGUGUGCAUCUUUUUUAUUGUGUGGCCGUGACAGAAUUCAAAUUUGUAUGUUCAUUUAUUGAAUAAUUGCUCUAUUUAAACUAUAUUUUGAAUAAUUUCUUUAGAUAAUGAAACAAAUAUUUUUUUUGAUAUCUUAAAUAAAGUUGAACUAACAUUU
Messenger RNA from Argiope bruennichi, 1964 nucleotides. RefSeq names its product ras-related protein Rab-24-like. The record is from RefSeq and is a predicted model, not a curated record. The transcript is spliced from 7 exons. NCBI's taxonomy places the organism in Eukaryota, Metazoa, Arthropoda, Arachnida, Araneae, Araneidae. Bases 306 to 908 code for a protein of 200 amino acids. Gene Ontology annotation, molecular function: GTP binding; GTPase activity.